AUGGCUGCAAUUCUCCUCCUCACCAUUGCAUCACUAACCUCACUUUUUGCUCCAACCACCGCUCGAAUCCCCGGAGUUUACACCGGUGGCCCCUGGACAAGUGCCCACGCUACUUUCUACGGCGGCAGCGACGCCUCCGGAACAAUGGGUGGUGCUUGUGGGUACGGAAACUUAUACAGCCAAGGCUAUGGCGUCAACACCGCAGCACUAAGCACAGUACUAUUCAACAAUGGCUUAAGUUGCGGUGCAUGUUUUGAACUCAAGUGUGACCAAGAUCCACGUUGGUGUAACCCUGGAAACCCUUCAAUCUUAAUCACUGCAACAAACUUUUGUCCUCCGAAUUUCGCUGAACCCAGUGACAAUGGUGGCUGGUGUAACCCACCUCGACCACACUUCGAUCUUGCUAUGCCGAUGUUCUUGAAGAUCGCUCAGUACCGCGCCGGAAUCGUCCCCGUCGCUUACCGCCGUGUGCCAUGCAGAAAGAUAGGAGGCAUCAGAUUCACAAUCAACGGUUUCCGUUACUUCAACUUGGUUCUAAUCACCAACGUCGCGGGUGCAGGGGAUAUCGUGCGCGUGAGUGUAAAAGGAACCAACACAGCGUGGAUGACAAUGAGCCGUAACUGGGGGCAAAACUGGCAAUCCAACGCAGUUUUUGUGGGCCAGGCUCUCUCUUUUAGAGUCACCGGCAGUGACCGUCGUACAUCAACGUCAUGGAACGUGGCACCACCUCAUUGGCAGUUCGGACAAACCUUCACAGGAAAGAAUUUCCGCGUCUAA
This is a messenger RNA of Lathyrus sativus (Indian pea), 777 nucleotides long. The record is from the annotation of a GenBank genome assembly. Lineage: Eukaryota; Viridiplantae; Streptophyta; Magnoliopsida; Fabales; Fabaceae.